AUGCCGUCUCGCAAGAAAGGUGUUAAAACUCAUUCCAUGUUCACCGAACAACACUCAUCAGUCCUCGAGCUGCUCAAGACGUCCGGCCUGAAAAUGAGCUUCCAUCCCGUUGAUACCGACAAAGGAACGAUCUGUGCAAAGGAAACCAACGUCGUGGGCGAGUUCAUAUGCAACAACAAACCCUGCAAAUCUAAGGGCUGGGCCAGUGGAGUGGUCGCCACUGUUAUUCGCCUGUACCCGGACAACCGAUACAACGCCCGUGUAUACCAUCAAAGAUGCAAGAAGUGCAACACCCUCAGUCGCCCCAAGCUCGAUGAGAGCUACGCUGAGCGCGUCGCUUACCGUCUCAAGAAGUGGAAUGACAUCGACGUCGAGGAACCUGUUUACAACAAGGAGAGCAAGGAGCCUCAUAAGACGCAGCUCUGCGAAGGGUGCAAGGCUGGGCACUGCCGGCAGUCCAACAUGAACAGCCGCUUUUACUCCAAGCGUACUCAGAGGAAAUGA
Aspergillus mulundensis is the source of this 504-nucleotide messenger RNA. Its product is annotated as 3CxxC-type zinc finger protein. Bases 1 to 504 code for a protein of 167 amino acids. The record is from RefSeq and is a predicted model, not a curated record. The transcript has a single exon. NCBI's taxonomy places the organism in Eukaryota, Fungi, Ascomycota, Eurotiomycetes, Eurotiales, Aspergillaceae.